Molecule: messenger RNA, 5269 nt
Organism: Gryllus bimaculatus (two-spotted cricket)
Lineage: Eukaryota; Metazoa; Arthropoda; Insecta; Orthoptera; Gryllidae
Source: the annotation of a GenBank genome assembly
AGUUGUCUUAAUUACGCCAAUGCAAUGUUUACCUUCUAUAAUGAAACAUUGCACUAGCGUUUAAACAUUUUUACGUUAAGUGUAUUUUGCCACAAUUCUGUCACAACGGACUUAGUUUUAUCAUAAAAGUAUUGUCACCAUAGAAUCCCUAAACUAAAAAUUCAAUUGUUUUUAGAUUUCGUUUGUCUAAAUCAGUUUUCAAAUUCUUAGCAAUUUUGACCAUUUUGCUAGUAUUGACAGAAAAUCUGUCCCAAAAUUAAAAUAAAAAAUCUUUGAGAAUAGUUUCCUUUGAUAUCCACGUGCUCUCCUUGGUCGAUUCGUUUUUCGAGUCAGGAGCUAUCGGGUGAAGGUGACUGUAGGGAAAUCGAGCGCGAUUUAGCGCUUCGAAUGCUAAGGCAGCUGGUGUGGGCAAUAUCCGUUUCAGGAGAAUUGCAUGUGAAUUGUUGUAUUAAAUAGCUGAAUUGUAUUCCUCAACUUCCACAAAAAAAUAACGAAAUAAAAAUGACGAGAUCUAAAAUUGAAUUAGGAGAUGUCACCCCACACAACAUUAAGCAACUUAAACGUCUUAACCAAGUUGUUUUCCCGGUGUCAUAUAAUGACAAGUUUUACAAAGACGUUUUGGAGGCGGGGGAGUUGGCAAAAUUAGCAUAUUACAAUGACAUUGUAGUAGGAGCAGUAUGCUGCAGAAUUGACACAUCAGAAAAUUCUAGGCGGUUGUACAUAAUGACUUUAGGUUGUCUUUAUCCAUAUCGAAGACUUGGAAUCGGAACAAAAAUGGUGGAACAUGUGCUGAAUUAUGUAACGAAAGAUGGAAAUUUUGACAGUAUUUUUUUGCAUGUUCAAGUAAAUAAUGAAGGUGCAAUUGAUUUCUAUAAGAAGUUUGGUUUUGAAAUAGUGGAAACAAAAGAGCAUUACUACAAGAGAAUUGAGCCAGCGGAUGCACAUGUACUCCAAAAAACACUGAGAGAGAAAACUGCUAAUGGUGAUGUGAAACAUGGUGAUGAAAAGAAAGAUAAUGAAAAGUGACGAAAGUGACUGGAGGGCAGUUAAAUUAUUUAAUUUUUGUUUAUAAUCACAAACGGUUAAAAAAAUUUUAAAGGAAACAUAAUUUUAAUGCGCAGUAUUUUUUGUUCUUUGUGAGGAAACCAGAAAUUUUUGAGAGUUUGUGUUAAAACAUUAUUCUUUAGUAAGCAAAAUAAUGCUGGCUAGAAAGUCAUUUUUCUACCUGAAAAAAAGCACAUGGAGUAGAAUGUGAAGAAAAGUAGUGGUUUUGAUAUUUGUUUCUGUUAAGUUUCUUUCCUGCUGGAGCAAACUUUUUUUGAACUAGUAGAAAAUGUUGGGUAGUAACAAAGUGGAGAAGCAGGUAGCACAGCUUUUAAUAGUGUUGUUUGAAAUAUUCUGAGGAACUGAUGGAAGAAAAUGUACAGAUUUAUUGCUUUCGUAGAUUCAUGCAGAAACUGAUAUUUUUCUCCCCUCUGGAUUUGUACUAGUUGCCAUUUUUUCCAAUAUGCAAUAUUCUUACUAGUGAAGUUGAUAUUUCUGUUACAAGACAUGCUGCUUAUAUUUAGUUGUAAAUAAAAUGUUUGUGUUCUUUGUAUUGUCAAUUGAUGUUAUGCCAUCAGCACAGUCUUAGUUUUAGUUGAUCUAUCAUCAUCAUCAUCGUCAUCAUCAUCAUCAUCAUCUCCUUCUUUAUUACUUCAGUGAAAUUUAUUAAAUAAUUUCUUAAGAGCCAUUUUUAAUUGGUUGGCACAUAAAUGGAUCAUGAAAUGAAGUGAUAUUUGGUAGUAUAACUCUUUUAUUAUUAAUGCUCUUGUACAUGAAUGGCCAUUUAUGCCUUAGAACAUAAUCUAUGUAAGGUUUUCAAUAUAGGCAGGCUUAUGUAGAAAAGAAAAAAAAUGAAGCAAGUAUGCCAGUACGCAAGUUGUGCCCUAAUUAUAACGUAUGGGGAUAGAGGUGGGUUAUAUUUCUUCACAACUUAUAAACUUGUGUGUUUGUUUUGAUACUAAUUAAUUUUGAAUGUGAACUAAACAGGUUUUGAGCUUCUGAAACCCCUAAUUUUAUUUCUUUUACAGAUUUAAUAACUUUCAGGUUACUACUGUUGUCACCUUUUGUUCAACUGUCAUUAACAGUGUCUUUUUCAAAAGGAUUUGCUUUAUAUUUUGUUAUAUUAACAUUAUAAUGAAAGUGCUGCAUUUAUGCUAAAAGCAUCUGCUGCAUUCUUCUAUCUUAUGUGGUGGUAUAUUAAUUUAUCUCAACACUCAAUAUUAAAUUUACUGUUUUAAGCUACUUUGCAUGUCUCAGAAAUGUAAGAUUCAAUGCCCCAAUUCAAUAAAAAUGUCUAAUGGAAAAAGUGGCUAAUUUUUGACUCAUGACUGAUUACUGAUUUGUUUAAAAUAUUUCUUCUGUUAUAACUAUUUCUUAUGUGCGAGAAACUUCACUGGAGAAAGAUAAAUUAACUUGCCUAUUCUACUGCACUUGGAAUAUUUGUUGUAGAUAAAUAAUUUUAGUAAUUCGGUGUGUGUAAUGCAGAAAGCAAAGUCUGUACAAUUUUCAUUCCGUAUAGUUUUGCAUUUUAAGAGAUUGUGUUCAAUAUUAAAGUUGUAAAGAAUUGCCAUAGCUGUAAAGUUUGUAUAUAACUUUCUUUAUCAAUUUUAAAACAUUGUGUAAUGAUAUCUAAGUUAAGUCAGAUAUUGCCUUACGUCAUACGUUGAACUUGCUUUAAUAUUGCAAUUGUUCCUAAAUCUGUAAACAUUAAUGUACAUAAAACUUCGUUUCUUAAUUCAUUUGUUUAAUAAUGCAUGGUGGAACAUUGAACUUAUCUGCAAUUGCAAUCCUUCCUUUGUUGAGUCAUGUUGAGGUUCAUGAAGACUUGUUUAAAUAAGAAUGUGAGGCAAGAGGGUGUAUAAAACAAAAUAUUGCUGUUGAAUACUAAACAAAGAUUGAAAAUGUUUUUAAGUUAAUUAGUUCAUACUACUCCCUAAUGAAAUAUCUUGUAGUUCUCAUAUUGAUGAAAUAUCUUAUAAGGAAAACUAUUUAUAAAAUACCGAUGAUGAUUUGUAUUCUUUUAUGAUGUUUUCUUAUCUUAUUUUCAGAAUUUUUGCUUGGAAAAAUGGUUAUUCAAGCCAUUAAUUGGAAAAGCUUUUUUUUGAUCAUUACUACCUUGAAUAUUUAACUUUCAAGUUUCAUUGCAAGUUGUGUUUUUAAUUGAAGUUUCAAGACAAUUUCAUGAUUGUAUCUGAUCCCUCGUUUGGGGAACCAAAUGCAAUUUACAUAUUUUUAUUUGAAUACUAUAAUGGCUGUUGGUACAUAAUGUUUGCCCAAUGAAACACCAACAUUAAAUUCAAGUUUUGUUUCUGUUAACUUAAAAUAAAUAACGAAUUACCAAAAAACAAAUUUAUUUUUCUCCAAAACUUUGGUCAUAAUAGUAUAUUAAUUUGUGAAUAUGUAGUGUGAUAUCAUUUCUAGAAGUGUUGGGAAGUUAAAAAUUAUUUGCUUUCUGAUCACAAAAUGUAUUUUUACUUAUUUAUUAUAUUUAUUCCUCUUUAAAAAUUCUUCCCCAAUUUCCAAAUACACGUCAAGUAUUGGGAGAGAAAAUGUUUAUCUAAAUACUCUGUCAGUUUGUUGUAAAAAUAAUUAAUUUAUUUGAAUUUGACAUGCAAUUUAAAUAUUUAAUUAUUAUUUGUAUUCAUACAGGACCAGUCCUGUGAUGUUAAAGGAUAAAGAUAAAAAAGUGAUAUUGUAAUUCUGGAUGUGUGGCAACUAAUAUUUAGAUAAGCAAGCUUUUGUUGGGUCACAGCAUUGUGUAAAUUAUCAACAUAAUCUUUUGUUAGAGAAACCUCUAAAAACAAUUGUAUUGAUACAAGUUCUAUUCAUAAAAUUAUAUCUGAAAAGUUGGUGAUGCUUAAUGUUUUAAUGCAAAUUAUUUCAGUUAAGUCAACCCAAACCGAAACCAAUUUUUAAUAGUAAGAGCUAUUAUCAAAAUUUGUUACGGGGGUGUUUUUUUUUUACCAUGUGUAUUACCUGGAAAUUGAAUUUGUUUUUGUUGAAAAUAUUGAAUCGUACUGCUUCUCAGGUUGAAAAUGAACUAUUGAAGUUUUUUAAUUUUCUAACUAUUUCUUUAUUUACUUCGAAAAAAAUUUUUACAAGUCCAAUUUUUACAAUUUUGAAGUCUGUAUGACUACCAACAGAUUCCAUUCAGCCAAAACUGAAGUAUCAAUUCAUUUUGGUUCAAAGAAAGCAACUCAUAUUUCUGCAUUUAGGUAACUUAAACUAAUAUUACAGGGUGGUCACUUUCUAGAAAAGGUGGAAAACCAGGCAAAAUCAGAGAAUUUGUAGAAGAAUCAUUAGAAGUCUGAGAAAAUUUGGAGAGGGUUAAAAAUGGAUGUGUAAAAACAGUACAGUGUUAUUUGUUUCCCCAGUUUUAAUUGUGUGAAACAAUAUUGUUGAUUUGUACUUUGUCAUGGUGAAAUCAGAUGACCAAUUAGAAUCAUGGUAACUUAAAUAUUUUCUUUAAGUAAUGUGAAACUUUUCUUGUUAGGGGAAAAAUAGGUAAUGCUGUGGAAAACUGAAAAAGUCUGGGAUUUUUUUUUUUUUUUUUCAGGAAAUGAGUGGCCACUCUGUAUAAGAAAAAUGAUUUAAAUUACAUUUAUAGUUCUGUUGGUAAAUAAUGAAUGAGUGCAAUGUUUGGAUGUGAAGAGAAAAAUAUGUAUAUAUGUAGUGAUAUGCACUCUAACUUUUUUUAAAAUAAUUUUUAUGUCUUAAUUUUUUUUCCAAACAAGUAGAUACUAACUUUUCAUAUGAAACUUGAUGCUAUGCUGUUUUUUUAAAUUUAUUUAAUCAUGCAGAUUAAAAUUUUUGACACUAGCAAAAUAGGUGUUUUUAAUGUACAUGAAUGGAAGUAUAUUCUACAAUUUUAUCUUUUCAUGGAAUUUUGUAUCUGUGAAAUUAAUUCUUUAGUCCCAAUUGGCAAUUUUUUGGAUGAUGUAAUGCUCUUAUUUGAAUUUAUUUGCUCUUAUGUAUUAUACAUGUCUUCAUUCUCUUUUGUGGUGUUGUGUCCAAUAUGAAACCGCAUUCAACAUAAAGCCGUCUGUGAAAUGGACUGUUUUGUACUGUGGAGUAGAAUUUCUAUGUGAUGUGUUCCUAAGUCAUUUUCUACCAGUUCAAUUGUUACUUAACCAAUACAUUACAAAAAUGAAUGUUGAGAAGCGUAUUGGUACUCUCCUCGUAUUGUCAUUGAAUAAAAUAAAUACUUGUCUUGUUGAAAAAAAAA